This is a messenger RNA of Closterium sp. NIES-67, 4934 nucleotides long. The record is from the annotation of a GenBank genome assembly. NCBI's taxonomy places the organism in Eukaryota, Viridiplantae, Streptophyta, Zygnematophyceae, Desmidiales, Closteriaceae.
UCCAUUCACAGUUCUGGACUGCGUUCUUGCUUAUUGCUAGUUCUCUGCCUUGCCUGCUUAGCUUGCACCAGGCGUGAUUGAUUAUGGCGGUGUAGAGUACCACAGCACCGCUUUGCUGCAGACUGUCCGUCUUAAUUCGCAAUCUUAUUUAUUAGAGCAAUCCGGAUUCAUGUCAGGAGCCAUUGUGCCAUCCGCCGGCCAGGAGCAGCGCCGGCCGUGCGACGUGGCGGCGUUUCAGCGGAGCAACGUGCACAUCCUGCUGUCCGAUAAGGACACGGAGUCGCGCCAGAAUGUUCUCGAGCUGCUUCGCCGCUGUUCGUACCAAGUGACGGCCGUCGAGAACGCACGACUGGCGCUGCAGCUGCUGCGGUCGUCGAGCGACACGAUAGAUUUGAUUCUGGCGGAGGUGGAGCUGCCCAACGGCAAGGGGUACAAGAUGCUCAAAAUCAUCAUGCGCGAGGAACGCCUCAAGAAGAUCCCCAUCGUCAUGAUGUCGACGCGCGACGAGAUGGCGAUCGUGGUAAAGUGUCUGCGCCUGGGCGCGGCGGACUUCCUCGUCAAGCCGCUGCGCACCAACGAGCUCCUCAACCUCUGGACGCACAUGUGGCGCCGCCGACGAUCCGUGGGCCUGGGCGAGCCUGCACGGCCAAUGGUCCCGCUGAGCGCGAGCGACUUAUCGCACGACUUCGUGUUCGUGGACACGAGCGAGUCCAACACGGGCACCGGCAGCACGGACCUGUUCUCCGAGGAGACGGAUGAUAAGCGGCGCAGCAGCGUGCAGCAGCAGCACCUGCAGCAGCAGCUGGCGGAGCAGCAGGAGCAGCAGCAGCAGCUGCACGAGCUGGAGCAGCAGAACCAGCAGCAGCAGCAGCAGCAGCAGCAGGAGAAGGUGCAGAAGCGGCAGCUGCUGCUGCUUCAGGAGCAGCAGGGGCAGCGGCAGGAGGCGGUUGAAGAGGAGAGGAGGCAGGAGCGGCAGAGGAAGGAGAAAGGGGCAGAAAGGGACGACACGUGGCGGAACAGGGGUGCACAGGGAGUGGAGGGGGAGAGGCAGGGGGAGGGGGAGGAGGAGAUGUUACAGCGGGAGGAGCGAGAGCAAGAGGAGGCAGAGGAGGGCCGGCAGCAGCGACGGGAGCUGAUUCUGCUGGAGAAGCGAGAGGCGGGCGGGGCAGGAGGGCAAGACGGGGAGGAGGCGGAGGAAAGGGAGGACGACGAACAGCCGUUGAAGAGGCGGCAGAAGAGGAUGGAAGGCGGAGCAGUGGAGGCGGGAGGAGCGCACAAGAGGAGGAGGAUUCCGUGCGCCGAGGACGGAGAGGAGCUUCCGCGCCACCAACAGGUACGCACCUGUUGCGCUGCUAUUGGCGUGCGUACUCUUCUAUUUCCUUCUCCCCGCUUCCCCUUUUCCUUCCGCACCACCCCACCGACCCUGCUCUCUCCCUCUACCUUUCCCCUCACUCCGCUAUCUCUCGCUCACCCCUCGUUUCGCAUCCCCCCUUUUCUCCCCUUCUCUCGUUUCCGCCACCCUCCCCAGCAGCCAAUGCCUGCGCUCGAGCUCUCGCUCAUGCUGCCACGUGUCGGCCUCCCAUUGGACCCGCCUUUCCCGUCUGCUCGCCGUCUACCCCCUGACCGACCCCCUCUCGUGGCCCCAGCGCCUGCUCUUCCGUCCCCAGCGGCGUUUACGCUCAAGGCGUCCAGCCCUCUUCUCGGUGCUGCCGUGUCCCCUGCCAUGCCCCCUGCUCCCGCCACUCUCUUUGCGCUCUGCACCUCUGCCAUGGCAACUGUGUCAUCGGCAACACCGCCCGUACCACAUGCCGCUGCUGGUGCUGCUAGUGCUGCUGGUGCUGCUAGUGCUGCUGGUGCUGCUGCCGCUGCUGCUGAUAGUGCUGCUGGUGCUGCUAGUGCUGCUGGUGCUGCUGCCGCUGCUGCUGAUAGUGCUGCUGGUGAUGCCUCAACUGCAGCAGCCGGCCUCUCUUUAUCGCCGUCCAACCCAUUCAGCACUCACCCUGCGGCCCUCGCCGCACCCUAUCACAUGCUGCUGCGCCGAGCAGUUUCCCACGAGCCCUCCUCCGCUCCUCUCUUCCCCGCCUCCCUCCCGUACUCCUCGCCUAACGUGUCUCCCUUCCAAUCCUCUCCUCCCGGCCAUCCAUCCCAUCUGCUGGGCUCUGCUCCUCCCACCACUCGUCCUGCACUGGCAAGUCCCCCUCUGCCUUCCCGCCUCGCGCCCUUCCUCCCCUCUGCGCUGUCCGCGCCCGCACUCGCCUCCGUGCCCGCCCUCCCCACGCGCACCAUCAGCCAGCCAGUCAUGCCGUCCGCUUCGCUCCUCCGCCCUCCCGCACGCCGCCAAUCCCAAAGCCCGCCCGUCCCCUCGUCCCCCGCUUUCGCGCCUGUUUCCACUACCGUUGCACCUGCGCCUGCAUUCACCGCCCUGGCGUCCGGUGCUUCCGCUGCUCCUGCUGUGGGCUCGCCGCCCCUGAGGGGGUCGCCUGUCCGAAGGGCAUCGCCAGCACCGCUCGUCCCGAGGGCAAAUGCCGCCCUGAAACGGCCAGCUGGCGAGGCGGUGACAGGGCGGGAGAGGGCGGGGAGUGAGGCGAGGAGGCAGCAGCAGCAGCAGCAGCAGCAGCAGCAGCAGCAGCAGCAGGGCAGUGAGCAAGCGAGGAGGAGGAGUCCUGCGGUUGGCAGGCAGGGAGUGGGCAGCACCCCGUCGCCGUCCAGCAGCAAGACACCGGCGCCAAUGGCCCCUCUCGCAGCACCCAGGGCGAGUGGCAGCCCACGGGGGCUGCAGCAUCCAAGGGAUGCGGCAACAAGUGUACGAGGGAGGGACUGCUCAGCGGGAGGAGAGGGCAGAACGAGGGGGGAUAGAGUGGAGGGAGUGGAGGGCAGUGAAAGAAUGAAGACUCGGGAAGAAACGAGGGGCAUGGCCCAGGGCAUGCUUCAAGGCAUGGCACGGGACGGCAGUGGGGCAGAGGCGAACGUGAGUGGCGGCAGCAGCGGCACCCUGGUGGCGGGGCACAGCGCGGCCUUCUGGAACCACAUGAUCGACCGCAGCGGGCUCCGCGGCUACCUCCCACACUCCCCGCCCACCCCCCCUGCUUCCGCACCUAGCCUACCUGCUUCGGCACCGAGCCUGCGUGGUGGAUCGCCGAGCCUGCGUGGCGGUGCGGGGAGCUUGGCCGGGUAUAAGAGGCAGGUGUCAGGAGUGCGCUUGGAGCAGGGCUCUGGGCAAGGUGCUAAGUCGCCCUCCCCUGCGCCCUCUCUUGCUUCGGUUCCCUCUGCCACGGCUGCCCCGUGUGCCUCAACUGCUGCCGCUGCCGCUGCUGCAGCUGCUACCAGCAGUGCGGCUGGUGCCGCCAGUGCUGUGGAUCCCGUCAGGGCACAGCGCCAGGGAGUUCCGGCUCCCCUGCCUCCCACCACCCUCCCUCCGGCGGCGCUGCGUGAUCGCUCUCCCUACUCUGCGGCUCACCAUCCUCACACCCACUCGUCAGACCUCUUUGCCGCCCAACACGUCACUCAACCCCAGACCCCUGCAGACCGUUACUUUGCCGCCCAGCAUCAGCAGCAGCAGCACCACCAGCAGCAGCAGCAACAGCAACAGUUUCUGCAUCAGCAGCAGAUGCAGCCUGAUUUCCACUCGCCACCUGCCGUUCCAUCUCUCCCCCUCCACUCAAACGUUGCAGUCGCCGCUGCUGCUGCCGCCGCCGCUGCCGCUGCGUCGGGCCUCCCACCCCAACAUCCCAUCGUUCAGUCUCUCGCGGCCGCAGCAGCUGGUAACGCCAUGCACCAAAUGCAACAGCAGCAACAGCAGCAGCAGCAACAGCAGCUGCAUCAGCAGCAGAUGAACCAGCAGCAGCAGCAGCAGCAAUACCCCCCUUCUCACCACUCACACGCUCUUGCAGCUGCAGCGGCUACAUUCGCCCAUCUACCCCCGGAAGCAGCAGCAGCAGCAGCAGCGGCCUUUUCUCGCCUCCCUCCUGAGGCACUUGCAGCCGCAGCAGCAGCUGCUGCUGCUGGGUCAUCCAGCCACGCCCAUGCCACACUCCCUCCUCCCCCCUCUGCCAACCCCUUUUCCUUCCUCUCGUCUCUCGCUGCUUCUGCUGCUGCUCCUGCCGUUGCCCCAUCCUUGCCUUUCCCAGGCAUGUCAGGGGCAGCACAGUUCCUAGCACCGGGAGCAGCCGCCGCGGCAGCUGCCGCAGCAGCAGCAGGGGGGAGUGGCAUGGGUGCGUUCAACCCUGCCUUCCCCUUGGCAUCCUGGCCCGACCCCUCUGCUGCCGGCAUGCUUUUCAACCCUGCCUCUGCUGCUGCCUCUGCUACCGCUGGGGCGGGGGGGGUGAUGGAGAGGCGGAUGGAGGGGAAUGAGAGGCGGGAGGCGGCGCUGAACAAGUUCAGGCAGAAGAGGAAAGACCGGUGCUUUGAGAAGAAGAUCCGGUAUGUGAGCCGCAAGAGACUGGCGGAGAUGCGGCCGCGCGUGAAGGGGCAGUUUGUGAGGAAGAAGACAGUGGGCAAGGGGAAUGCGGGGCAGCAGGAGAGUGAGGAUGAGGACGAGGAGGACGAGGAGGAGGAGGAAGAGGAGGACGAAGGGAACGAGUAGGUGCUUGUUGGGGAUCCUGGAAUGCCCCAGCUGUGCCAUAAAGUGUGGUUUGCAGCAUGCCGCUGACACAACGUGUGACACCUCCCUUAGUCAUGCACACCCCCCACCUCUGUCUCCCCCCAUAUCCCCUCCGUCGUCUGCAACCUGCCACUGGUGUUGUGGGGUCCACGUGUUGUGUUUUUUGCUCCCGUGAGUUGCUCUCGUGGGUUGCUCUUUAUGACUUCAGGGUUACUCUAUUAGGCAAACUACACUAGGCUAAUCAUGUGGCCUUGGCUUGAGUAGCUUGGCCUCCUUAUUUACUUACAGUACAUAACAAUGUUGGACAAUGUACACUGCGAAUAUUUGACUCGGA